AUACAUAUUUCACUCUAGGUCAAUCUCCCAAUGCACAUAUGUAAGCGGUAACAAACAGAUCGAACGAUUACAAUCAUCGAAAAUUCCCGGUACGUAAUCGGUAAAACGCUUCUGGGAAACAACCUUCAGACAUAAGCAGACGUGCUCAUGUGUUAGUGCACACAAACAGUUGUGUAUACACAUAUUGUCGAGUGACACAAAUUGGACACAUACAAACGUGCAGAAUAGCGCUACCACUUAGAAGCUGGAUAUAAAACGGAACUAGUAUUGCCUUCCUAUGGAUCAUAUCGGAAGAGGACAGAUUACAAAUUUAACUGAUUUUCUUCAUCGAUUGUCUGAUUGCGUCAAAAACGGACGUAGCAAUAACACCAUCAACAAGACGCAAUGUCAAGCAAUAAAGGAAAAUCUGAACAGAAUGGUAACAAAAACAGGUGCAGACACAAACGAAGUGUCCACUAUUAGAUUAGUUUUAAAUCAUGCUGAGAAUGGAAGAUUGGAAAACCUGACAACCGAAAAUAUAGAGAAAGCACUGGAUGAAAAUAGAUGUCUCAUGUCUUACUCUACACACGGGAAGCAUGAAAGAGACAACCGUAAACAACAAAGUAUUACGACAGGUCAACAACAUGUUGUCCCUACCAUGACAAAUGAACAAGAACAUCAACAAAGGCAACAACAGUACAACCACCAACGACAAGAACAACAACAGGAAAUGAUGAAAAGGGACCGCCAUGAGGACCACAUGAUGGGAAGGUCUGUAAACAGGGGAAAACCAGACCAUUACAUGGAGAAGGAAGAAAUGGCAAGGGAGAUAUACGAAUUAAAAAUGAGGCUCAGCAGUAUGGCUGGCGACAAGCUUAAGGAUGGAAACCCCUCUUUGGCAGACCUAAACGACCCAAACAGACCAACUAGUAUUGCCGAACAAUAUCGCGAACUGUACGAUAACGGUUGGACGAACGCGCUAGAGGAACUAACAAAAGACAAAAUUACAGACAAACAGGCGAUUUUGGAGCUUGGGAACAUCCUCCAGCAAUCAUAUGAAAUGACAAGGCGUCUUUCUAAUGAAUCAACAAAUGCCAUGACAGAUGUGAUCAAAGCAAGUUUAUCUAAUAUUGGUAACCAACACCAAAUUACACGGACUAGCGGAAGUGGAAAAGAGACCACCAGGUCAAUUACUGGACAUGUCAUGGCGAUUAAAAGGGAAAAUGUGGAAAUGUCCAUACCAUCUGUUCAGAACCACUGCAUGGAGCAGCUUCAUGUAAACCGACGCCAGAGGUUUCCUACAUACGUAGACGGCUACGCAAAGCAAUGUGCCCGUCUAACCUGGUUGAUGAACAUACAAGAUCCUCCUUUGGUUCUAAAGUGGGCCAAAGAGGGAGAGCGAUUCGAUUCGCAGUACUUCAAUGAGUUUACGAGAUCGGGUACUAUAGUGGAAUUCACUUCAUGGCCAGCCCUUUUGAUCCAUGAAAAUGGCGCAAUACUUGCAAAAGGCACUGUGCAACCGAGAAAAAAGUAACAAUAUACUAGCAGCCAGGAUUUAAGACAGAAAUGAUGUUAUGACGCACUUUUUUAUGUAAAGCUAUUUUUUUUUUUAUUUUUGGUACAUAUAACUUAUUUUUUUAACUAAUGCCUACGGUACACAUGUUUUCACAAUGUGUACAUUCGAAGCCUUACCUAAUUAUUCUGCGACUCAAUUAUAUGACAAAACAUUAAUUCGUCCAUAACGGCGGUUGAGACGGUUUAUAUUGUCCGAAUUUGUGUCAGUGCUUGCUUUGUCCGCCAACAACAUUUGUCUAUAAUAUAUAUAUAUAUAUACGUAUAUAUGCGCCGGCUAGCAGGUUGAAGUACAAUAUCAUGGUUAUCAAGUGGUAGUGUACUAGAUUUACCGCACACUGCCAUUAACUAGACAUGUUUUGUUUUUAAUUUUUGCUUUGCCAAAUAAAUAUACGAAAACAUA
Pecten maximus is the source of this 1954-nucleotide messenger RNA. RefSeq names its product probable E3 ubiquitin-protein ligase bre1. The coding region runs from base 278 to 1513 and encodes 411 amino acids. NCBI's taxonomy places the organism in Eukaryota, Metazoa, Mollusca, Bivalvia, Pectinida, Pectinidae. The record is from RefSeq and is a predicted model, not a curated record. The transcript has 8 exons.